AAAGCGGAGCGAGCCCAAAACGACGGAGGGUCAUACCCGCUGAUCCGGAGUCAGCCCUCUGUUGCAGAUGCCGCUUGAAGCCAAGACAUUAGGAACCUAUCGCAGACCAGUGACCACAAUCUCGUAUCAUGCACGGUCUAGUGGCGCGAACUUCAGUACAACUCCUUUCACAAGGGCUCCCGCGUCUGCAGACGUCACAUCUCGCCCCAGCAUGCCGUCUAACGUGGAGAUCAAGGCCAGGGUGAAUGACUACAGCCUAUUUGCUGAGAGGGCCGGUCAGCUCAGCCAAUCAGAGGGUGUGGUGAUCCGUCAGCAAGACACCUUCUUCAACUGCAGCAAUGGACGGCUGAAACUGAGAAACCUGAUGGAUGGGAGUGGCCAGUUGAUCUUCUAUGAGAGACCAGACUGUGAUGGUCCUAAACUGUCCCGUUAUUCCAUCUCCCCCACCCAGGACCCUGAGGGGCUGAGGACGGUGCUAGCAGAUGCUCUGGGUAUCAAAGGAGAGGUGAGGAAGGAGAGAAGGCUGUUCCUGGUGGGCCAGACCAGAGUUCAUCUAGACACAGUGGGAGGACUGGGACACUACAUGGAGCUGGAGGUGGUGAUGAGGGAGGACCAGAGCCCUGAGGAGGGGGAGAAGGUGGCGCGAGGCCUGAUGGAGCAGCUUGCGGUGGGGCAGGACAGCCUGGUGACUGGAGCCUACAUGGACCUGCUGCUGGAGGCAGCGGCCUAGCCUCUCACACACACACUAUAUGCACCACACACAUACUACACAAACAUUACACACACACACACUUCUUUUGUACUAUACUUUGUAAUACCUAAAGUGUGUGUGAUGACACACUGUAAGUUCUGUUUAUAGUUCUGGUGAUGGUUGAAGUGUUUCCUUAAUAAACUGACCUUGGGUCUGGUAGUCUUGGUUGAAGUGUUUCCAUAAUAAACUCUUGCUGACCUUGGGUCUGGUAGCCUUGGUUGAAGUGUUUCCUUAAUAAACUCUUGCUGACCUUGGGUCUGGUAGUCUUGGUUGAAGUGUUUCCUUAAUAAACUCUUGCUGACCUUGGGUCUGGUAGUCUUGGUUGAAGUGUUUCCUUAAUAAACUCUUGCUGACCUUGGGUCUGGUAGUCUUGGUUGAAGUGUUUCCUUAGUAAACUCUUGCUGACCUUGGGUCUGGUAGUCUUGGUUGAAGUGUUUCCUUAGUAAACUCUUGCUGACCUUGGGUCUGGUAGUCUUGGUAUUCCCUCCAAAAACGCCCAGAGGCGACGGAAGGCCAACGGACGCGUUGUCAAGGUAACGUCCUGGUUGGCAAGGUAACGUCCUGAUUGGCAAGGUAACGUCCUGGUUGGCAAGGUAACGUCCUGAUUGGCAAGGUAACAUCCUGGUUGGCAAGGUAACGUCCUGGUUGGCAAGGUAACAUCCUGGUUGGCAAGGUAACAUCCUGGUUGGCAAGGUAAUGUCCUGGUUGUUUGUUUUGUGGUCUGGGGUUGUUGUUCUGGUGCUUAGCUGUCUGAGUUGAGCUUUGAAAAAUGAUCUGUCCAGCACAUUCAGACGGUGUUAUAUAAGACCAUACCAGUACCACCAUGAUAAAGGCAUCAAGCCUAGUUGUAAUUAUAAAGGGGUUCUAAACACAUCUAUACAAUAGAAACCUACACCUAUAUCCAUGAUAGGGGAAGGUACAGCUCAGCCUUUAACUCCAGAACCAGAGGUCACAAGUUCAAAUCCCUCUGUAAGGAAGCAUGUUACAUGAUGUUGUAGGGAGUUAGGUGGCUGAGCGGUUAGGGAAUCGGGGGAGUAAUCAGAAGGUUCG
This is a messenger RNA of Hypomesus transpacificus, 1801 nucleotides long. RefSeq lists its product as uncharacterized. The record is from RefSeq and is a predicted model, not a curated record. Lineage: Eukaryota; Metazoa; Chordata; Actinopteri; Osmeriformes; Osmeridae. The transcript is spliced from 5 exons. The coding region runs from base 68 to 730 and encodes 220 amino acids.